AUGUCUUUGUCCAGCUCUCUCUUACCGUUACCCUCCGUCACGCAACUUCAGAUCGAUUCUGUUACAUUUGCACCAGCCAUCAGUUCACCAGCUUCCCACAAUCCCCUCUUCCUCGGUGGUGCAGGUGUGCGAGGUUUGGAUAUGCAUGGUAAGUUUGUGAUUUUCACUGUCAUUGGCCUUUACCUAGAGGCUAAUGCCGUCCCGUCACUCUCCGUUAAGUGGAAGGGAAAGACUAGGAAGGAAUUAACGGAAUCCGUCCCAUUCUUCCGUGACAUCGUCACAGGUGAGUUUGAGAAAUUUAUUAAGGUGACGAUGAAGCGACCAUUAACGGGGAAAGAAUAUUCGAUGAAAGUAGCAAAGAACUGUGUCAUGAUUUGGAAAUCGUUAGGGAUUUACACACAGAGUGAAGCCAAAGCUCUUCAAAGAUUCUUGAAGAUAUUCAAAGACCAAACUUUCCCUCCCGGUGCCUCCAUCCUCUUUGCUCUUUCCCCUAAAGGUUAUCUCACGAUUGCGUUUUCUAAAGACGAUACUAUUCCUAAAGCUGGACAAGCUGUGGUCAAGAAUAAGUUGUUGGCAGAGGCAGUUCUUGAAUCAAUCAUUGGAAAGAAUGGUGUUUCUCCUGCGACUAGGCUGAGUCUUGCUGAGAGAUUAGCCCAGCUGAUGAAUCACAACAAGGUCAAAGAGGAAGCUAAGGAUCUCUCCCUUGGGGAUAAAUUGGCCAAAGAGAACAACAAAUAA
Camelina sativa (false flax) is the source of this 738-nucleotide messenger RNA. RefSeq names its product chalcone--flavanone isomerase-like. NCBI's taxonomy places the organism in Eukaryota, Viridiplantae, Streptophyta, Magnoliopsida, Brassicales, Brassicaceae. The record is from RefSeq and is a predicted model, not a curated record. Gene Ontology annotation, biological process: flavonoid biosynthetic process. Gene Ontology annotation, molecular function: chalcone isomerase activity.